AUGCCUGGCGAUGAUGGCCUGGCCCAGAUGCGCCUGGGAUUUCGAAAGGCCCUGGCACGGCGGCUCUUCGAACUUGAAGGCGCUGGUGGCAGGUACAGCCCAGAGGAGCGGUCUGCCUUUGAGAAUGGCUACCGUGCAGCGGUGCAAGAUGUACUGGUGAUGGUUGGUGCUGGUCUCGCUGGGAUGGCCUUCCUCACGGUGUGCCUUUCCCCAAGCCUCUAUCAGAAGGUGCGCGAGAUGGUGCGGCCUUGGGUGGUGCGCCAGGUGGAGUCCCGACCCUGGGCGCUGUCCCGACCAAGCGCUCUUUCGCUCCGCCGGAGUGACCAAGACGGUGUUGCUCCAACAGCUUAG
Durusdinium trenchii is the source of this 351-nucleotide messenger RNA. Lineage: Eukaryota; Dinophyceae; Suessiales; Symbiodiniaceae. The record is from the annotation of a GenBank genome assembly.